GCUGAGCAGACGGGAAGCGGUGCUGUCAUCGUGGUAUGGUCGUUCCUGACGUCUUAUGAUGAUCAGAGAUUAAAUUUGUCUUGAGGAUGAAAACCUGUGUUGCUGUUCUCGGCUUCUCAGAGUUUGUUGCUGCCUGUUGAUGAUCGAGCUCUCGGGGCACAGCGGCUACAAUAAGCAAAGAGCAAGGUCAAUGCCGCCAAUUUGCCUUACAUCAGCACACACACAAUGACGGACUCGCCAUCGUUGGCAUCCGCCUCGGAGCCAAGUGAGGGAAUGGCUUGUCCCAAUAAUAAUAGCAAGCAGGACCACCACGAGCUCGAUACUAACAGUAACAAUCACGCCGUCCAGUGGGAACGUCAAGGAGAGUGGCUGGUCAAGCUACGGGCCCACAAGACCAAACUUGUGCAAGAACAAGGAUUGCAAGGAUUGGAACUUUGGGAGGCCAUGGCCACUCUCAGCCUCAAUCACAAGAUUGCCUCGUUUAAAACGCGCAACAAUCGAUGUGCUCACUGUUGGCACGACGAACGCUAUUGUAUGUGUGCUCGGUUGUCCAAACCUGAUUAUUUGCAACAACACCAGUGCAAGAUCAAGUUGUGUCUCUUGAUGCAUCACAAAGAGUACUUUUGUGCUGGAAACAGCGCCAAGAUUCUCUUGCACUUGUUCCCGGAGAUGACCGAACUCUACCUCUACGGAAAAACGGGAGAAUUCGAUCGUCUUGUGGAAGAAAUCACCCAGUGGAGUACAAGGACCAUGAUAUUGUGGCCAGGUGCCGAUGCUCUUUCCGUUCCAGAGUUUCUGGCAAGACAAGAUAUUGGUGGGCAAUCCAAAAGUCAUCAGGAGGACACCACAGCAACGAUUCGAGUUGUGGUUUUGGAUGCUACCUAUAGUCAAGCUCGCAACAUGUACAAAGCUCUAAGCAAACGCUUGGAAAACACAAAAAGAGAGGGGCGAGAGACUAUCAUUCCAACCGUAGCUGUGAAUCCACUCACGUCCUCGGUCUUUCAUCGGGCCCAGAAAAACUAUGGCCAAGCCCACAAACAGCGACAAAAGUCCGACAGCAACAACGAACAACAAAACGACGACAGCACCAAUAAGAAACAGUUUGCAACUCGCAUUAGUACCGCCGAAGCAUGCGGUUGGCUCUUGUUCGAGCUGGGAUUUCCCCAGUCCGUUCCAGAUGCAAUCAUUCGUGCUGUGAAACUCAAUAAUGAUGCUCUGGCGUAUGCCAGAAAAAGGCAACAACACUAUGGCGCCGACGACGACGUUGAUCCAAAACAGGAUGGCUGAUACAGUGACAACAACAUGACGUGCGGAUCAAUCAAUGAGCAAAGUUUCCAAGAAGCUAGUUUAGACCGUUGGCUGGGAUUGCGGUAGUCCGAAAGUGAGUAUGAUCGGCUCUAAUGGGCAAAUGCAGGAAUGAGUCCGGUACUGGCAAAGGCCGCGGCGCCAAGGGCUUUGCAAGCCUUCGCAACACAGUCUGCACCAACGACUUCAAGGUCCGGUUCCCACUGAAAACCCACCCUCUCAAGUCUGUGAAUGCGUCUCUGGUUGAUGAUCAUGGAGAACAAUCCAGCCUGAUGCUUCCAGUACUCUUUACGUUGGGUUGCCACCCAUCCUCCCUGCUCAGCCAAACAACCAGAAAGACCGUGAGUAGUUAAAGCCAUUCAGUAAGGAUCAAACACUACCGGUACGGUAUGAGGAAACGCCGUACUCACCAACUUGACACCGUUGACCACGUAGUUCGCGGGUGGGUUGCAAUUGCCGUGUUCUUUCUUGUACUGACGCAGAAGAGCGAACUUUUGUUCCCAGGUGAACUUGCUUUUCUUCUCAUCCUUCCUCGUUUGUUUAGGGCUGUGCAAGGCAGUAUUCUCCUGCUGCAUCAAAUGUGUUGCCUGAACCGAGGGGGUCCAAAAGUCGCCAUUUGGUGUCUCCAACAGCAACAAAUCACUAGGGAAGCUGUCUCGCUGCGUGAGCGAUGCAAGUACCUUCACAUGCGAUCCUGCACCGGAAAUGCGUCGACGGAUGCUCCCUUUCGACAUUGGCGAAACUCCAGGCGCCAAACCAGACCUCCACGCAUGAAUAGAGCAAGACUGGCUGAUGAGAACAACAGCAACGAGAGCAGCGCGAGAUACGAAGAACGCCAUGGUCCUCCCUCUGCUGUUACAUGUACCAGCAGUGGAUCAAUGUUUUUGGCAUAUCCAAAUCUGAUGACUGAAAAGAUUUGCCCGAUUUCGGGUUUUCGUGGGAAGGUGUCACUGGCUCUUUGACAAUCCCAGAAGCAAGAACAUGCCCUCAACUCCCGCAUCUAGCUAGCUAGCUAGAUGACUCGACUCAUUUGUUUUUUUUGUUUUUUAAAAUGGC
This is a messenger RNA of Seminavis robusta, 2361 nucleotides long. The record is from the annotation of a GenBank genome assembly. NCBI's taxonomy places the organism in Eukaryota, Bacillariophyta, Bacillariophyceae, Naviculales, Naviculaceae.